CGGCGCCGCGCCUACAAAUAGCGGCACGGAGUGCUCGUGCCCCAUUGCAGCUGCGGCAGUCCAGAGCACGAGAGGCCGAGCCACGCCAGCGAGUAGCUACGCGGAGCGCAUGGACGGGCAGGGGAAGGAGGGCGGCAGCGGCGGCGGGGGAGCGGGGAGCGAGUGCGACGUGGUGGGCAGGGCCUUCGUGGAGUACUACUACCAGACGUUCGACGCCAACCGCGGCGCGCUAGCCACGCUCUACGGCGGCACCUCCGUCCUCUCCUUCGAGGGCCACCGCGUCGCCGGCGCCGCGGAGAUCGGCCUGAAGCUGGCGCAGCUGCCCUUCGAGCAAUGCCGGCACUCCAUCUGCACCAUCGACUGCCAGCCCACGCCCUCCUUCCCCGGCGGCAUCCUCGUGUUCGUCAGCGGCAACCUCCAGCUCGCCGGCGAGGAGCACCAGCUCAGGUUCAGCCAGAUGUUUCAGCUGGUCCCCAACGAGCAGGGAAGCUUCUUCGUGCAGAAUGACAUAUUCCGGCUCAACUACGGAUAGCAGACUAGCAGAGCAGGGUCGCGUGGGGUUGCCGAAAGGAUGUGGAUGCUCGGAUGCUUUGGCCCCGUGGAUGGACGCCCUCGCUUUUUCGUUCUCAUUCUUUUCUUUACAUUACGUUCAUGUAGCAGCAUCCUGAAUAAUAAAAUUGGUGGUGGCCGUGGUGUACGUGGAACUGAAUUUUGCAACUUUCCACUCCCUUGUCAGAAGAAAAUGACUGCGCUAAACUUGGGCAAAUUUUCAUGUGCAAUCAGAUUACUGCCCCUGCAUUUUUUUAUGAAAAUAAUGUUUGUACUCCCUAUCUAACUUAAUGUAAGAUGUUUUAGUAGUUA
This is a messenger RNA of Triticum dicoccoides, 861 nucleotides long. RefSeq names its product nuclear transport factor 2B-like. The record is from RefSeq and is a predicted model, not a curated record. Gene Ontology annotation, biological process: nucleocytoplasmic transport. The transcript has 2 exons. Bases 110 to 532 code for a protein of 140 amino acids. Lineage: Eukaryota; Viridiplantae; Streptophyta; Magnoliopsida; Poales; Poaceae.